Larimichthys crocea (large yellow croaker) is the source of this 6550-nucleotide messenger RNA. It is a transcript of the gene bcl11bb, whose product is annotated as BCL11 transcription factor B b. Gene Ontology annotation, cellular component: nucleus. Bases 875 to 3388 code for a protein of 837 amino acids. The transcript is spliced from 3 exons. The record is from RefSeq and is a predicted model, not a curated record. Gene Ontology annotation, molecular function: DNA-binding transcription factor activity; RNA polymerase II cis-regulatory region sequence-specific DNA binding. Lineage: Eukaryota; Metazoa; Chordata; Actinopteri; Sciaenidae. Gene Ontology annotation, biological process: positive regulation of transcription by RNA polymerase II.
CUCACACACACACACACACACACACAUAGACAAACGCGGGGUCCUCCCAAAACACAGAGCCUCUUUCUUUCAUCGUGUGAGUCAACAAGAAGUAGCCUCGACUCUGUAGGAAACUAGGAAACAUUGGACCUCUGCUUGUUGGACGAGGAAGAGGAGGAGGUGUCUUGUCUGCCCGCCUGUCUCUCUCUCUCUCUCGCUCUCUCUCUCUCUCUCUCUCUCUCUCAAUCAACGAGGCUACCGCCACCAGAGCCAAGAGUUGCCGUUCCGCGCACCGAUGCCAAAACGCGCAGGAGGAGUCAGUGCCAAAGGGUCAUUUUAGCGCACCACUGCUGAAAUGGAAGGACUGUAGGGAAUCCUAGAAUAAACAGCAGUCAUUUGACCCCAGAUGAUACAAUCAUAUCAUUAGAAUUAAGAAAAGGGAAAAGGGAAAGGAGCCAAAUAAGAACCAAUACGCAUCCCCGGUGGAGUGCUCCGUACUUCAUCCGUCACCACGGUCGCUUCAGAGGUGGGCAGUCCAGGAUAUUUAUCUGCAAAAGGUCAAUGCAAAACAUUACCUACCUGCGCACAUAUCGGCUCAUCGGCCGCUAGUAGCCAACUGCUUCCUAAAACUACACUUUGGCUUCCUCAAUCCAGGUGUUGCUUCCUCCGAAGACGCUGCAGGACAUAGUGGACAAACUGGUCUUCCAUCCUUAUCGCGCUCCUGUCCGACUCCUCACCUUCCGAGCGCGCAUCAAAGUUACAGCUGAAGACUGAAUAGUAGAGGGAUUAGGAGAGGGAAAAGUUGAUCACCUGCGAACCAGAGAAGACCGACACCACGGUCCAAGCCGACUCCAAGUGCCGUUCACCGGGCGAUGCCAGAGUAAAUGCCGGGGCAAUGUCCCGCCGCAAGCAGGUGAACCCGCAGCACUUAUCGUUGACGCACAGGGAGACAAUACAAGCAGAGGCCAAUCAUGAUUCAAGGGCAGUAUCUCCAUCUCCGGAGCCAUCUACCCCCAGCCCUCUGAGGUCGGGACGCGGGGAGCAUGAUCUGCUGACAUGUGGUCAGUGCCAGACCAACUUCCCUCUGGGCGAUAUCCUGGUUUUCAUCGAGCACAAGCGCCGUCUGUGCCGAGGGCCUGGAAGCAGACCGGGGUCCUUCUCCAAGCCUGGAGAGACUGGCGGGGUCACAGGCAUUAGCAUCUCUCCCAGGGCCAGGUCGCUGGAGCUGGGUAGAGGGUCCAUUCCGGUGGAGGUGGGCAUCCAGGUGACCCCAGGCAGAGAGGAGGAUGUGGAGAGGAGGCUGACGCCUGCCAGGGGGAUCUGCCCAAAACAGGAGAGAGGAGAUAAAGAUGAACCAUCCAGCUACAUCUGCACUACCUGUAAGCAGACCUUCACCAGCGCCUGGUUCCUGCUUCAGCAUGCCCAGCACACUCAUGGCAUCCGCAUCUAUCUGGACAACCACCCAGUCAACUGCUCCCUCACUCCCCGUAUGGCUCUGCCUCCACCCCCAUGCUCUGAAGCCCUGCCCCGCUCCCCUCUUCCAACGUUCCUUGGUGACACCAACAACCCAUUCCACCUCCUCCGCAUGGCUGCGCCCCUGCUCAGGGAACACCCCCCUCCCCCGGGGUAUUUGGAGACUCGGCUGCCUGCAACGCCACCCUUUGUCAGCCCUCCACCACCCCCUAGACCCCCUCUAGAGCGGCUGGGCCCCGAAGAGAUGGGGCUGCUGUCCCAGCAUCCCAGUGCCUUUGAGAGGGUGAUGCGGAUGACCCCCAUGGAGCCUCCUUCUAUGGAUUUCUCCCGACGUCUGAGGGAACUGGCUGGCAACACAACCAAUAAUGGGGGGCCCACACCUCCUCUCUCACCCAAUCGUGUGCCACCCAUGCACCGCCUGCUGAGUCCCACGCUUUUCCAGCCUGGUGCCAAGCCCCCAGCGUUUUUGACCUACCCCCCUCAGCCACCCACCUCUCAGGGCGGACAUGGUUCUUCCAGCCCCCCUGACACCCAGGGACAAAACCAGACCCCGGGAAAGUCCAAAUCCUGUGAGUUCUGCGGCAAGAUUUUCAAGUUCCAGAGCAACCUGAUCGUUCACAGACGCAGUCACACAGGAGAGAGGCCGUACAAGUGUCAUCUAUGUGAUCAUGCCUGUUCCCAGGCCAGCAAGCUUAAGAGGCACAUGAAGACACAUAUGCACAACAAGUCUGGGUCCAUGAGUGGUUCCCCAGAACAGGGAAAUAGAGGAGAGGGAGGAGAGGGUGAAGAAAAGAGUAGAGAGGGAGAGUCAAGAGGGAUGGGGAUGGACAUUGAGGAGGAGGAGGAGGAAGAGGAGGAAGAAGAAGAGGAGGAGGAGGAAGAGGAGGAAGAACUGAGGAAUGGAAGUCGGCCAGAUUCCAACUUAAGUGAGGACUCUCAGGAGUUCAACCAGAAUAGGGAGAAUGGUCCUAGACAGUCUCCUGAGGAGAAACCCUUGAGUGGGGAUAGAGUAAAUGACAGUGGUGGGGUGGGCAUCAUGCACCCAUACAACCAUCUGGACAAUCACCUUAGACUUAACCCUAACAAGAGAAGUCUGGAGAGACAACCUAAUGGAGAUGGAGGAGAGAGGGUUGAAGUAGAAAGGGAAAGAGAGAAUGAGAGGGAGCAGGACAGAGACCGAGAUGAGCAGGAGGACCACAGGCCUCUGAUGAAUGGCAGGAUCAGUGUAUCUGAAGCAGUCUCCUUCCCUGGGCUGUUCCAGCGUCGGCCAACCCCAAUCACCAGCCCAAGCCCCUCCAACAACAAGCGGAUCAAGAUAGAGAAAGAACAGUUGGAGAUUCCCCCAACCAUACCCCUUAUCUCCCCAGAGAAUGUCUACUCUCAACUCCUGGCUGGCUACGCUGCUUCACGCCACUUCAUCAGAGAACCCUUCCUGGGAUUCACAGAUUCCCGUCAGUCGCCGUUCGCCACCUCCUCUGAGCACUCCUCUUCAGAGACGGGGAGCCUCCGUUUCUCCACUCCGCCUGGAGAGCUGAUGGAGGGUGGCAGCGCCUCUGGCCGCAGCGGCAGCAGCACUCCUCACCUCCUGCGGGGUCCUGGACCCGGCAGGCCCCCGAGCUCUAAGGAGAGGAGAAGUGACACCUGCGAGUACUGUGGCAAGGUGUUCAAGAACUGCAGCAACCUGACGGUGCACCGACGCAGCCACACAGGGGAACGGCCCUACAAGUGUGACCUGUGCAGCUACGCCUGCGCCCAGAGUUCCAAGCUGACACGCCACAUGAAGACCCACGGGCAAUUUGGGAAGGAGGUGUACCGUUGCGACAUCUGCCACAUGCCCUUCAGCGUCUACAGCACGCUGGAGAAACACAUGAAGAAAUGGCAUGGCGAACAUUUGAUGGCCAGUGAGGUCAAACUGGAGCAGGCGGACAGAGGUUAAGCCAGCAACCAUUAGUUAUACAGCCUAGUGCACACAAGCAAACACACACACACACACACACACAUGCAUACACAAAAGCACACACACACAUGAACACACAAAAUCCCUAUAACCACUUCUUCAGCUAUGGGGCUUGGCUGGAUAAUCUCUCUCUUAAAAUAUUUUGAGACUGAUUGAUGUUCAUCUUUUUUUCUUGUCACAGAAACUGCCACCUGAGAAUAUAAACAAAGGGAAACUUUAAUGAGAACUUGUCUGGAAUGCCCAACUUGGUGUUUCCUGGCAAACUGUCUGAGGAUUUUAUCAGUUAGGAAUCCAUGGAGCCUUUCUACUGUGCAAUAAUUUCUGUAUUUAUUGGAUUUUUGUAAUGAUAUUUGGCAUGUGCAGGUACAUCUUUGUGGGAUUUCAUAAGGAGUUAGUUUUGAAAUGUGCUAAAACAUUUUUUUUUUCUAAAAUGCGAUAACUGGAAAGAAGUCAUCCUUAAAACAAAUUUUCUUUUUUUUUUUCCUUUAAGGAAACUUAUUAUCAUGUGAGAGUAAAAUUGUGUGAAGCAGUUAGCUUUUAAAAAGUAAAAAUAAUUGUUUUUUUAUAUUAACUGCAGCAGCGGACUACAAUCCAUUCCCCCGUUCCAGGCCUAAAGCACUGAAUGUCAGCCUGAAAAUAAAACAUCAUGCUGGAUUGUAAAAAAAUCCAACAUUAUCUUAGAAACCUGAUAAGUUAUUUUAAUUUAUUCAGGGGAUUUGUCCUUAAAAUAUUGGCAUGUGAAUAAUUUCAAAAUGCAGUUACUGUAUUGCUGUCCUGCCUUUAGUCAGGACAUAAAUAAAGGUUGCACUUAAUGGAGACACCCUUAACUGAUGCUCAGUACAUUCCCAAUGUAGGAUUAAACCACAAUAUUUAAUAUGUUGAAUAAGUUAAGACUACUUGUGAUUAAUGUGAGAAGGGGAACAGUCCUGUUUAUUGUUUGUAAAUAUAUUCUUUUUUUAAUAUGUUAAAGUAGCCCCGACUGUACGUGAAAGAUGGCCUAAACAAUCAGAAGACCAGCUGCUUGCAUCAUCCACAGUAUAUGCUAAGUGUAACUACCAUUCAUUAUUGCUUUAUCAGACCCACUUGAUUAUCUCGCCCCACUCCCCCACAUCAUGUGUGCUUACUGAAAGGCAAUUUGUUCAAGCUACUUCAGCAAUUGUAACACUUUCUAAAUAAUUUUCGAUCUCGCUCUGGCGCGAGAGAGAGAGAUGUCUGGCGUGGCAUCUCUCUCUGACCCAGGUUGACUUCCCAUGUCCCCCAAAGGAUCCACAAAAUGGUUUCAAAUGAAAUUCAUAUCAAUGUGUGUGUUAGCGUGUGUGUUCUUCUCUCUGCAGUGUGCUCUAAGCCUCCCUCCGACGGCGUCUUUUCACAGUUCACUAGCUCAGAUUCAUGCAUUAGAGCGGCUUUUAAAAGGAAGCCUGUUCAUUCGCCUCACAAAGUGAUAUGGGUUUAACUCCCAGUAACAGAUUUUGAGACAGUGUGCAUGUUCGUGACUUUUGGGGAUUACGGUUUUUAUUUUCUGCAUCGUUCAUCCUGAAAUGAAUCUGGUAGAGAAAAAAAAAAUGGUCAUAUGAGUUAUGAUAAUUUUGAGCACAGCUGCAAUGGGGGAUGGCAGGGCGACCUUGAGUAGGGGCUAUUCUUAUAGUAAAAAUGAAAGAUUGGAACUGAGAAAUGAAGAAAUGUGAGAAAGAAAUGGAGGGAGAGAGAGCAAGACCUUGACCAGGGAGAAGAGUCAUUCAAAUGAAAUUGGAAGCAUAUGAAAAGUGUGUUUUUUUGGUACCCAUAUGCACAUCUACUGGCCACAUCUUAUAAUGGACCAUCAGAGUGAGACAGAGCGAGCGUGAGAGGGAGGGAGACAGCAAAGCCACAUGAAAGGAGACUGAGACUACAUAUUUCAUUUUAGUACUGCAAUUCUCAAUCAUCAAAAUCAUCUUCACUUGAAAGUUCGACCUGCUUCCUUGGCCUAUUGUCAGGUUUUAUUUGUGCCAUUUUGUUUGGAUAGAAAAAGGAUUAUACUGUAUCUUGAAUGCAAUUUGUGAUUUUUAAUUUUUUUUUUUAGAAAUGAAAUCACGAUGAGGUCACAGCAGAUCUCCAUAAGCUAUUCAGUUACCGCGUAGUUCGAUAUAUUUUAGCAAUUUAACGCGAAAAGUGAGAUCGGCCGAAGAGCUGCUUUCAACUUGCUUACACAUGUUGAUGCAUGAGUGCAAAAAUCCAGAUUCUGUUGUAAACGCACAGUGUAUUAAUUCCAGGAAAACUCAGCUCAGAGUUAGGCUAAAAUGAGCCAUACGACUAUGAAAUAUAUCACAUUCAAAUGAUGAACAGUGAAACCCUGAGAGAGAUCUAAAUCCCACAUGGACAUUCAGUCUUACAAUAUGUUUACAGUGUUGAAGUAUGCCAUUAAUGAAAUACUCUGUGUAAGUGUUUAAAAUGAUAAUAAAGUAUUGUUUUCUCCAAUGUUCUUUCAGAUGUUUUUGAAUGCCAUAGCAGUUUUGUAUGAUUAUCCUGGUGGAGGGAUUUUAUCUUCAUGAAUAUGUUUCUGUACGAUUACUUGUUCACUGUAUGGGAAGACAAUUUUUGAAAUGUAAUAUUGCAGAUUCAUGCCAGAUUAUUAUUUUUUUCUAACAAGAGUGGUGCCAUUAUUGACUUUUGGUCUCUUCAAUCUUUUUGUUAAUUUUUAUUUAAUUUUUGCAUGAGUUUCCUGUUGUUGGUUUGGUGAAGCUAUCCUUCAUGGAUAUAAAACAAAAUGAUUUCAAAAUCAAGAAUUACAAGCAUGAGCUGAUCUUGAAAGCAGGAGGGAAAUGAUGCUUUGUGUUAGAACGCUUUUCCAAAUCAACUUCAUGAGACAUUCAUGAACAUUUUGUUUUUUUCCUCAUGGUUGUUUGAAGGUCUUGUGAUGGCACUUACAACUGUAAUUUUAAAUACAUUUUCAUAUUUCACUUUUCACAACUUUCACUUACACUCUUUGUACAAAAUAGUUUCCUUGGUCUUUUUGGGGGGAGUGCAUCAUUGUGAAAAAAGUGAUUUCAGAACAGUACACAUCUGCUGUUUUGAACAUAUAUGUAUUUUUGUAAUGUGUUGAAAAAUCAAUACAAGAAAGCCAACACUUCAAUAAAUGUUGCAAUUGCUCUAUGAUUGAAGCAA